AAUCUUUCUCGCCCGCUUGUCCUUGUGAUGCUCAGGGUACAAUAGCAAACUCGCUGACCUGCGUGCAGCUUCAUAAGAGAGCUGAGAAGAUAGCUGUGAUGCUGAUGGAGAGGGGGCACCUGCAGGACGGAGACCACGUCGCACUCGUCUACCCACCAGGAAUAGACCUCAUUGCAGCAUUUUAUGGUUGCCUGUAUGCAGGCUGUGUGCCAAUAACUGUCCGUCCUCCCCAUCCACAAAACAUCGCAACGACACUGCCUACCGUCAAGAUGAUUGUGGAGGUGAGCCGGUCUGCCUGUCUGAUGACAACGCAGCUGAUCUGUAAGUUGUUACGGUCAAGGGAGGCGGCGGCAGCGGUAGAUGUCAGGACAUGGCCCCUCAUACUGGACACAGAUGAUUUGCCAAAGAAGCGGCCUGCCCAGAUCUACAAACCUUCUAACCCAGACACGCUCGCUUAUCUUGAUUUCAGUGUGUCCACAACUGGGAUGCUCGCUGGCGUAAAGUGCCUGAUCCAUAUUAAGCACUCAGUAUAUCAGUAUGUGCCGGCUAAGCUGAAGAACUCAGUUUUCCAGCUUGUGUAUUCUGGGCACCAAUCCGUUCUGAUCCCACCGUCUGAGCUGGAAACCAACCCUGCCUUGUGGCUUCUUGCUGUGAGUCAGUAUAAAGUCCGGGACACCUUUUGCUCCUACUCAGUGAUGGAGCUUUGCACCAAGGGGCUGGGCUCACAAACGGAAUCCCUCAAGGCACGAGGACUGGACCUGUCCCGGGUGAGGACCUGUGUGGUUGUGGCAGAAGAGAGGCCUCGAAUAGCUCUCACACAGUCCUUCUCAAAAUUAUUUAAAGACCUGGGCCUCCACCCACGGGCUGUUAGCACCUCAUUUGGCUGUAGAGUGAACCUGGCAAUUUGCUUGCAGGGGACCUCGGGACCAGACCCAACUACCGUCUAUGUCGACAUGAGAGCCCUGAGACAUGACAGAGUCCGCUUAGUGGAAAGAGGAUCUCCUCACAGCUUGCCCCUGAUGGAAUCAGGGAAAAUACUUCCAGGGGUCCGGAUCAUAAUUGCCAAUCCAGAAACAAAAGGACCACUGGGGGACUCCCACCUUGGAGAGAUUUGGGUUCACAGUGCCCACAAUGCCAGUGGCUAUUUUACUAUUUAUGGAGAUGAAUCCUUGCAGUCAGACCACUUCAGCUCCAGAUUAAGUUUUGGAGACACCCAGACCAUCUGGGCACGGACAGGCUACUUAGGGUUCCUGCGGAGAACGGAGCUCACGGAUGCAAAUGGAGAGCGCCAUGAUGCCCUCUACGUGGUGGGAGCAUUGGACGAAGCCAUGGAACUGCGAGGAAUGCGCUACCACCCUAUUGACAUUGAGACCUCGGUCAUCAGAGCCCACAAGAGCGUCACAGAAUGUGCCGUGUUCACCUGGACAAAUCUGCUGGUGGUGGUGGUGGAGCUGGAUGGGUCAGAGCAGGAGGCCCUGGACCUGGUUCCCCUGGUGACCAACGUGGUCCUGGAGGAGCACUACCUGAUCGUGGGCGUGGUGGUCGUGGUGGACAUCGGGGUCAUCCCCAUCAACUCCCGCGGGGAGAAGCAGCGCAUGCACCUCCGCGACGGCUUCCUGGCUGACCAGCUCGACCCCAUCUACGUGGCCUACAACAUGUAGGCUCGUCUCUUUGGCUUCUGUGGACUUACUGGAGAGUAGACAUUUUCCUCCAUGUCCACUGAGACGUGUGGAGCUAGGGCAGCAUUCGCCAGGAUGCAGGAGGCGGGCGGUGGGCUUCGCACCGCAGUCGCGACUGGCCUAGAGAUGAAAUGUGAAUUUACCACUGAAUUUUGCUCAGAAGGACUUUGGAUUACUGCCUUCAGUUUGUUGGAAAAACCCAUUUCAAAAACUUUUUUUUUUUUUUUUUUUUUUUUUUUAAUUAUUGGGUAAUAAGUGCUUUCUUCGUAAAUGUGGUAUUUUGUUAAGCCGAAAUAGCAAUUAAAAAAAAUAUCCUGCCCUCCAGAUGGGUUCUUUUAAACAAUUAAUGUAGUGUGACAAAGAAUUGUUUUCUCUGUUUUAAUGUGUCAUGAAAUCUUAAUGACAUGGAUCUGUUACUAAUUUAAGCCAUUGCUAGAUCUCAUCCUUUUAGGAAAGUUUAUUGAGGUACGAAAAAACCUUCCAACUAGCACCUUCCAAUUAGAGUUAGCAGCUUUCUUUGUCAGAAAUGCGCUGAAGGGACAAAGUCUGGCACACGGCCUUUGACGUUGGCCUAGAAGGAGAAGAAAUUAUAAAUAAGGUGUAUUUCGGCAACUAUCUUGCAAAUAUCUUUGUACUAAACUAAACAGAUAAAAUAAGUUAACUUCCUCAAUAUGUAAUUAUGUAUAAAACGUUUAAUUUAUUUUGAUCUCUUUAGAAGUAUAAAAGAGAAAAACAUUCAAGAAUAUUAAAGUCUUGUAAUGUUUGCUAAUAUAAAAAAGUGUUGUAUUAUCUUGCGUGGAUAGUAUCACAACAAAUAUAUAUAUAUGAACUAUAAAUUCACUCAUGAAAAGGAGAUUUUAAAGUUUAAAAUGCAGAACUUGUCACUUGCAUGGUGUGCUCUGCACUGUACCCACAUACACUUCGCUGUUGGAGCAAUCGCAGAUUGCCAGUAGCCCUGUCGAAAAGUUUCUUCUAGAACCAGAGACCAGCAAGUGAAAUUACUGCCACCUCAAAGAUGGUGACGGAAUUUAAAACUAAAUGUGCACUAUUUUUUCCUUUGCUGUGGAGACAACAGUGAAUGCGUUUAUUCCAGCAUGUGCUGAAGGCACUGAGGGGCUUUGGGUUGGCAAAUAGCACUGUUUUCUUAGCUGCAAGGAUUCGUUGCACAAUGUUUUCAUCAUUUUUGUUAGUGUCACCUUUUUUUGGUGUGAAAAGGAACGAUAUUCUGUGGUCAUUUGCAUGGGGUUGCGUUGACUCCCCCCAGGCGGCCACUGUGGGGAGUGGACAGUUUUAAGGGAAAAGACUCUUGUAGGCAAUCGUCCCCUCGUCUUAAGACCCAGCCAGUCUGUGUGAGCCUCUGGCCGCGGGGCUCCACAGCUCUGCACGAGCACCCCUGGGCUCACAGAGAGCCCUGGCUCUGCCAGGAACCCUCUGCUGCGCCAUCUCGCCGCCUGCGGACAAGCGCGUCCCUGGUUUCUGUCUCUGCUGCGCUGCCUUGCGCCUUUUAGUUUUCAGAGCUCCUCUGUGCACUUCUAAGUUGAGUUGGCUGCCGGUAUCCAAACGAGAAGGAGAUAUCAGCAACCCAAGAGGGAUUUGUUUCAUAAUUGUCCCAGUAUGAUCCUGCAGUGGCUCUCGGUACUAGAUAUGCAUGACUAAGACUGUUGCUGGGCAAAAUUUAGAUUCUGUUUUCAUUAUAUUGUAGGCAGUGUCUUUGCCUUUGCUAUAUGCAGCCAGCAGUAAGCCCUUUGCUAAAAGAGAGUUUUGUUUGACUUCUGAGAUCCAAGGCUGAUUGUUUUUUUAAAAAAUUUUAAGUGGCACAUUUUUUAAAAAAAUUUCUCUGCAUCCUUCCAUCUCCACAGAUCAUCUGAUUCUUCAAAUAUUGCUUGACCUCAUUGAUACAUAUGAAUAUUUCUCUACAUGCUUCAGAUACACAUUCCUACAGUCUUCUGCUUCCUAAGGGGGAAAAACCCCACCACACACAGAAAAAAAGACAUUUUCUUAUACAUACCUAUCUUGUUUAAAGGCAAGUUAGAUUAGGGUUUCAGAUAAGAUACUGAUUGUGAAACAUAACUACGAUGUGCAAGAAAACUUGUGAGGUCCAGCUGAUGUCAGGAAGCAAAGCAAACUUGGAUGUCACUUUAAACACAAUUUAACCUUCACCAUAUCAACUUUACACUCAAGGAGGGCGAACGCUGCCGUGAAGUUGCGGUCACAGUUAACAGCAGAUCUGCAUCCUGCCACCUCUGACGUUAGAGUCUAGGUUCAGAAGAGUUGGUGGACUGGAAUGGGAGUUUGAGUGUGCAAGAAGAGGAAAGGAGACACUUAAGUACCACCAGUUUCAGCAAUAAAGGAGGAUCUUUCUGUAUUAGAAAUUGUACUGUAGAUAAAUCAUUCAUGAGAAUGUAAAAAAUGUUUGUCUUGUGACCUUGUGCUUUUGAAGUCAGACAAAACCGUGUAAUCAACUUGCACAAAAAGAGGGUACACAGUGAACAUUUAAACACAGACCUAAUCAAACAGGAGCAGAUUCCUCAUGGUGCUUGUUUAUUAUAUAUAUUUAAUCCUGCUUGACACUUUACCCAAGGGAAGCAGUCCCUUUAUCAGUUGGAUGUUAGCAGCGUUAUUUCAGAGUGUGGUGACUGGUUAGAGAAAUUCAUGUACUCAACCAAUCACAGUUUCAAACAAAAUUUUUAUGUGCAAAGGACAGCAACCUUCUUGUAUGUUAAACCACCAGUACGCUUUGUACAUCUGUGAUAACGCCUGUUUUAUAUUCAAAUGAACAAAUAAAAGCUUUUAUUUUUGUUGCUCUGAAAA
Molecule: messenger RNA, 4490 nt
Organism: Galeopterus variegatus (Sunda flying lemur)
Lineage: Eukaryota; Metazoa; Chordata; Mammalia; Dermoptera; Cynocephalidae
Product: disco-interacting protein 2 homolog C-like
Exons: 13
Source: RefSeq, a predicted model, not a curated record